Molecule: messenger RNA, 3741 nt
Organism: Branchiostoma floridae (Florida lancelet)
Lineage: Eukaryota; Metazoa; Chordata; Leptocardii; Amphioxiformes; Branchiostomatidae
Product: transmembrane protein 180-like
Exons: 9
Coding region: 193-1683 (496 amino acids)
Source: RefSeq, a predicted model, not a curated record
UGGUACACCCGGAAGUGAGUCGUGGCUCGUGGCAGGUCAAAACUUCCUCCAGUUUUUAUAUUGAUUCACAAUUUGGUCCUUUUCAGUCGUCUUCAUGUGUGGGUGUUUCGUACUGUGAGAGGGACGGGUUCCCGUGUGUCCAACAUGACCAUGAUGACGUUAUGAAGCCUACAUCUGUGACAAGUUGGGACCAUGAGUAACAUGGGUCCCCUCCUGUCUGUACCACUCUGCUAUGGAGCCCUGGUGCUGUUCACUGCCAUCCUACACAACGUGUUCCUCAUCUACUAUGUGGAUGUGUUUGUGUCAGUCUACAAGAUCGACAAGAUGUCCUUCUGGAUCGGGGAGACCAUUUUCCUGAUCUGGAACUCCCUGAAUGACCCAUUGUUUGGCUGGAUGAGUGACAAAGGCUUUCUGCAGGCAGAUAGCUCAUCCGACCAUGGCUCUUCACCCCAGAUUGUCCUGAGGCGUUUCCGCGCCCUCUUCAUAAACGGACCGCUCUUCGCUCUCUCGUUCCUCACGUUCUGGGUGGCGUGGGCCGUCCCGGCCGUCCAGUUCGUCGUGUGCCUCUGCCUGUACGACACAUUCCUGACCAUGGUCGACCUUCACCACAAUGCCUUACUGGCCGACCUGGCCGUCUCGGACAAGGAGCGCACCAGACUCAACUCCUACUGUUCGAUAUUCAGUGCCUUUGGUUCGCUCUCGGUCUUUCUCUCCUAUGCAAUAUGGGACAAGGAGAACCUGGGAAACUUCCGCGUCUUCUGUGCAAUAUUAGUGUGUAUUUCUAUCAGCGGAUUUUUUCUAUGUACAGUUUGGAUGAAGGGACAGUUCAUACACAGGCACCAGCAGAAAGAGCCGGACCCAUUGCAAAGCAUCCUUGUGUCCAGUUCCUCGGGCAGUCCUGGUGUCCAGCUGAGUGUGAGAGGCUACUUCAGACAGCUCAUGGCUCACAGGAACUUCCUGUGGUUCACGGCCAUGAACCUGGUGCAGGUUUUCCACUGCCACUUCAAUAGCAACUUCUUCCCGCUGUUCCUGGAGAAUCUGCUAGAGGGCAUCCCACCUUCAGUGUGCUCAGUGCUGCUGGGUAUUUCAUUUAUUUUCCCCCACAUCAACAACCUGUACUUCCUGACGCUGUGUCGGAGGUACGGUACGUACGCCGUGAUCCGCGGGCUGUUCCUGGUCAAGCUGGUCCUGAGUACGGCCAUGAUGAUGGUGGGACCGGACUACACAUGGGCACUCUGCUUCUUUAUAGCCAGUAACAGAGUGUUCACUGAAGGCACAUGCCGACUACUGAACCUGGUAGUGAGUGAUCUUGUGGACGAGGACUACGUACUGAACAACAGGAAACAGCCCAUCUCUGCGCUGGUGUUCGGCAUGGCGGCCUUCCUGUCCAAACCUGGUCAGACGUUAGCACCUCUCAUGGGCACAUGGAUACUCUCCGUGCAAACAGGCCAUGAUAUUUUCCAGACAGGGAACAAGUUUGGUUCCAUCCAUGCCAAUACCAGUCAGAUGGACACAGGCACCUUCACCUCUCACCGACUAGGCUGCUUCCACCUGCUGGUGUAUGUCCCUAUCGCGUGUGCGCUGCUACAGCUCCUAGCCUGGUCUCAGUUCAGCCUAUGCGGCAGCAGGCUAAGAUGGAUCAAGUCCCAGCGGGAGGGGGGCAGCACCUACAAGUUUGUAUAGCGGGAGGGGGGCAGCACCUACAAGUUUGUGUAGCGGGAGGGGGGCAGCACCUACAAGUUUGUGUAGCGGGAGGAGGGCAGCACCUACAAGUUUGUGUAGCGGGAGGAGGACAGCACCUACAAGUUUGUGUAAUGGUAGGUGCGCUGCACCCACAAGCACCCACAGUGGGAGGGGGCAGCAUCUUCAAGUUUGUGUGUAGUGGGAGGGGGGGGGAGCACCCAGAAUUUGAAGAGCCUGCUCUUCUUUGGUUGGAUCUACUUGCAAGUUUACAAAAGUAACGGGUUCCGCACUGGUGUUCCAGUGCCAAAUCAAUGGGUCGAAUCGGCCUCAGCACUGGUUUUCUAGUGCUGAAGAAACGUCAGGCUCAGCGCUGGACUUCCAGUGCUGACGACCACUUCAGCACUGGUGUUCCAGUGCUGACAGAGGAGACCGUUACUUUUGUAUAUUUGCGAUCUACUUAUAUUUUGGGCCUUUAAAAGGCCUCUAUUUACUACAUGCCUCCAUUUUUCCUGUCAUCUCAUCCAUAGUGGAUGGUCAAAAUGAAAGUUAAGCCAUAAUAUGGACAUCCAUCUAGGAAAGCAAAAAUAAGAAUGGAAUGGGCUAAGAAAUGUGCCAACUGUAAAUGAUCAUAACAUCAGCUCUCCUAAUUCUGCCGGGUACCCUAAGACUGCUAACGUAGUUCAAUUUUAUCUACAGGGUAACCUAUAUCCAUUGUUUUUGAAAAGAAUGUAUUUAGGAAUAUCAAGUUGAUGGACGGUGGUUUCAAGCUGCAACAUUUUCAAAAUAUUACUGUUUGAAACCACCAGCUGUCAACUUGAUCUCCCCAAAUGCUUCUUUUCAAAAGCAAUGGAUAUAGGUUACCCCGCAGAUAAAGGUGAACUGGUGUUAUAUUUGAAGAGAUUUACUUAAAUGCAGUAUUAUUAAACCUCAAGAUACGGACAGACUAAAGAUAUCCAGGUGUUCAAGGUUGUCUGAGAAGACCUCGAGGAUGACACAGUGUUUUUAAAACGGAAUUCAACUCUAGAGGCGAGAGUUCUGAUUCUGCAGAUAAUAUCAUUCUGCAGAUCCCCUGAAAAAUAAUUAUAUUGCCAACUUUUUUGCUAGGCAGCAGUUUUACUCUCAGGAGCAAUAUUCUGCUUUAAACCCCAAGUACCCUUCAGAUGAAUUACAGCCAUGUGUAAUAUACUGUCCUGAACAACUGUAACACUGGUACACCAAGGAGGUUAAAAAAGGAGGUUAACCUCCUUGGGUACACAAAUUUCUGAGAGUUGAUAUUGGCAGAGAGCCUUUGUGUAGGUACAAUUGUUGAUGGUUUUAAAAGAUGCUUCUUAGUUUAUUGCUGAUAUUUAUUUUCAGCUAUUUUAGAUGCUUUCUUUACAAAAUAUCCCAGAAAAGGUCAGAUUUUCCUGCCACAGUGUCUAAGAUAAUUAUGGCUCAGAGGUAAGACUGUCUGUAUAGUUACUUUUAUUGAGCUGUUUACAUGAACCCGUAUGGUAAAAAAACUUCUCUUUGGAAGUAAACCAUGUAUAAAAGAUUUUAAUGAUGUUUUUCUUAAAAUAUGGCAAAGAGUGAAUGAUGAUGUAUUUAUCACAGACAUUCCCAUGAUAAUUGAUUUCCUGUAAUGAGAUUAUGUUGUAAUAUUCUCAAACUUAGCUAUUUUUCUUAUAGAGUAUUAAGGCAAACGUGGAAGAAGAAAAAUCUUACUUGAUAUUGUGUCUCACAUAAGCAGGAUAUUUCAUACAUAAAUGAAUAGAUAUUUCAUUAUGUUGUAGGUUUUUAUCAUAUCUUGCAUUACUUAUGUUAAGACCGAUUAUGAAAAGAAUGUCAAGUUUGAAAAUGUAAUAACCUCAAGGUAUCAUUUUAAGAUCAACAAACCAUGGAGGUUUUAAUAUUGUUUUGAAAUUUUAUAGCAACAAAUGUAUGACCUGUCACUAACAUGACCUGUCAAUUACUAUACAAUCAGACAAUUUAAGUGUAAUACAGCCAUAAUUGAGAUACAUAUGUCCAGAAAGUACAAUGUAUAUUGUUAACUUUGAUUAAAAUGCAUCUUUUUAUCAA